Molecule: messenger RNA, 1452 nt
Organism: Pyricularia grisea
Lineage: Eukaryota; Fungi; Ascomycota; Sordariomycetes; Magnaporthales; Pyriculariaceae
Exons: 2
Coding region: 1-1452 (483 amino acids)
Biological process (GO): regulation of transcription by RNA polymerase II
Molecular function (GO): DNA-binding transcription activator activity, RNA polymerase II-specific; zinc ion binding
Source: RefSeq, a predicted model, not a curated record
AUGUGUGACGAAACAGGUCCGCCAUGCGCCAACUGCACCAUCCGCAGGGGCUCCGUCUGCAUCUACCUAGUCAAGCAAGACACCACUCCUAUCAUGACAUGGACGCCACCCUCAAGGAGUAGACACAACCACAGCUCCGCCGAUCAAGUCAUACAAGACCUGCGAAAACAGCAACGCAACCUCAGAAUCACCGCUCCGCUCCACCCGGGUCCAACCAUCCCGCCGCCAUCUUACUUCUCCAGCAGCAGCAGCAGCAGCAGCGGCGGCGGCAGCAGCGUACCUGCCACGCCGGCCCAGCGCGACCUGGAGCUCGAGCUCGUGCACCGCUGGAGCGUGCGUACAUGGCGCGGGCUGCAGAUGAUACCGGCCUGCAGCGGAUUCCUGCGCGUCGUGCUGCCGCGCGACAUGCUGCGCCACGACUUUCUCCUCAGCGCCACUCUCGCCCUCGCCGCUGCCGAUGUGGCCGUCAGCAGCAGCAGCGGAGGGAGCAGGGGUGGCUCUCGCGUCUACGCCGAUGCCGCCGCCGCAUAUGUGGCGUUGGCUGGGUGGCAGUUCCAUCGGGCGGUCGAGGAGCUCCGGGACCGGCGGCGCCGGGGGUUGAACGGCGGCGGGCUGGGCAAGGAGAAUCUGUACAUCUUUGCGCAGUUUGGGGAUAUGAUGGGGUACUACUACAUGGCGCUGCCCGGGUCCGAGGUUACGUCGUGCGGAUCACUGACCUCGGGAGUAGUUGCCGGUGGCGGUGGUGAGGAUGUAGUGAUGACGGCUACCCUCGCACCAGUCCCCGCCAGACCAUCCAUCAUAUCACGUGUGCACAUGGCGAUGCAGAUGUUCACGGGCUCGAUGAAGACGGCGUCUCUCAACUGGGCGUGGUACCUCGACAGCCCGACGUCGGCACGUCAGGCGUACGAGGACUACAGCCCACGGCUUGAUGCGAUGCGGCUGCUGGACGCGGAAACACUGGAGGCUAUCAAACUCAUGUCGAGCGUUGCCAACGCCGUGCGGGUGGAGGUGGCCGACGGCCUGGCAGUGUCGUACAAUGAAAUCAGGUCCUACUGCUUCGCCAUCGGGCAGACAAAGUACGAGUUUGCCGAGCAGCUGCUGCAACGCAUGUCUGGCAGCUUCCUCAGCGUGCCGGGGGUGUCGGGAACUUUCGACAGCGGGUUUCUGGAUGGCAUUGCCGAGCGCGAGCCCGUGGCGCUAUUUGUGCUCAUGUUUUGGGGCGUUGCGAUCUGGAGGGCGCGUACGGAUGGGUUGUGGUGGAUACGGACCACGGGUAGGGAGCUUGUCGAUGAGACGUGUGGGUUGCUGGUGGGAGGAGGCAUAUGGGGGCUCGAGGACGUCAGGAAGGGUGUGGAGUGGUGCAGGAAGGAGGUUGGUCUGAAUCAGUUGUGGGAGGAGUCUGAGGGUUUUGAUGACGUUGUGGCUUCCCGAACCGACAAUUCAAAGACUUGA